UGAUGAUUCUGUUUCCAGAUCUUCAACGCACUUAAAAAUCAUGCGAACGCGAUUCUUUAUUUUCUAAACGUUCUUCUCUAUUUAAACUCUUUUUCUCUUCUCUUUUACUUCUCUCUACUUCCUGCGCUCUGCAUCUUCCUCUCUCAACUACCAGCCAACGAUAUUCAAGUGAAAAUGGAAGACGGUCAUAAGUUUCAGGAAGUUUCAAAGCCAAAAUAUGAUUGUCUUUUAUUUGAUCUUGAUGACACCCUUUAUCCUUUGAGUUCUGGAGUGUCGGCACAAAUAUCACAAAAUAUUGAAGAGUAUAUGAUUCAGAAGCUUGGGAUGGAGGCUGCCAAAGUUGCCCAAUUAAACUGUCCAUUAUACAGGAUUUAUGGGACAACGAUGGCUGGUCUAAAGGCAAUUGGUUAUGACUUUAAAUAUGAUGACUUUCAUAGUUUUGUUCAUGGGAGAUUGCCAUAUAAUAAUCUGCUGAAACCAGACCCUGUUCUCAGGGGCAUUUUGCAAAGCCUGCCUGUUAGGAAACUUAUAUUUACAAAUGCAGACACAAACCAUGCAGUUAGAGCGCUUAAAAGCCUUGGUCUGGAGGACUGCUUUGAAAGAAUUAUAAGCUUUGACACUCUGAAUCCCUCCAACAACACCAAUCCUCCUUGUGAGAAAGAUGGCAGUGAAUACGCUGGAAUUUUUGACUUUUGUGAGCACAUUCAGAGGCCUGAAUCUGAUAUGAUUCUUCCAAAGACCCCUGUGGUCUGCAAACCCUUUGAGGAUGCAUUUGAAAAUGCUUUCAAGUUAGCAGAUAUUGAUCCUCAAAGAACAUUGUUCUUUGAUGACAGCGUCCGCAACUUAGUGACAGCCAAACGCUUGGGCCUCCACACAGUCGUGGUGGGUACAUCUGUUCGUUCGAUGGGAGUGGAUCAUGCAUUAGAGAGUAUUCAUAAUAUGAGGGAGGCAUUUCCAGAGCUUUGGGAUUCUGACGAGAAGCAUGAAAUUGUUCAGUACAAGGUUGGAAUUGAAACACCAGUAAAAGCUUAGAGGUCCCCCCUCCCUCCAAUUGGUGGUGUCUUAUACUGUAUUGGCAGCUCUCUGAUCUGAUUAUUAUAAUAUAUGGUCAUUUAAACUCUAAUUUCUGUAUAUUAUAUGUAACCCUUGUUGGUCAUGUGCCACACCUUAUGAUUCUGUUUCUUGCUCAUCUUUAGUUUGAUGGAUUAGUUUCAUUUCAUGUGAUCCUGUCACCCCGUCUGCUAAUUUUCACCCAUUACAGUAUAAGCAUAAAAAUUAAUGUGAUUCAUGCGAUAAUACAUACACACAUGAUCAUAUUAGUUCUUUCAAUGUAACCAUGUAUAAUAGCUUGAAAGCCUUGUGAGUUGUGAGGUA
Cajanus cajan (pigeon pea) is the source of this 1374-nucleotide messenger RNA. RefSeq lists its product as uncharacterized. NCBI's taxonomy places the organism in Eukaryota, Viridiplantae, Streptophyta, Magnoliopsida, Fabales, Fabaceae. The record is from RefSeq and is a predicted model, not a curated record.